This is a messenger RNA of Misgurnus anguillicaudatus (oriental weatherfish), 1129 nucleotides long. It is a transcript of the gene tmem107l, whose product is annotated as transmembrane protein 107 like. Gene Ontology annotation, cellular component: MKS complex. Gene Ontology annotation, biological process: protein localization to ciliary transition zone; non-motile cilium assembly. Lineage: Eukaryota; Metazoa; Chordata; Actinopteri; Cypriniformes; Cobitidae. The record is from RefSeq and is a predicted model, not a curated record.
AGUGCCACCGAUCAGUAACAUUUUUACAGAAUACAACUUCAUUUAAUCUGUAACGGCAAAACUCGUUGUCACCGAAACGUUUUAAUCUGUCAAAACGUACAUCUACAAUGUGCGUUAAAUGGCGACUCCUGCCGAUAGGUGGCGGCAUGACGCCGUUUGAUUGGAAUGGCUGAGUAGAAGAAAAGUGUUGUCGUAGCAACUUGAUGCGAGUAAAAUUACCCAGCCUUUACAUUGUACAAGUUUUAUGUGCUAUUUUUGUUAAUAUUAUUUAUUAACCCACCAACUGAACUCUCUUGGCAAGCCUUAAAACUUUACCGAGCGGUACCUAAAUUUAAUGUUGGGUGUUUACUGUAAUCCGAUGAUUUACUAAACCGUUUAAUACUUUGUUAUCACUGGUAACGUUUCACACGAAGUACUGUCUAAUAUUAUCUAGUUUCAAUGUCGGUGGUAAGCAGUUUGGUGCCAUCGCGUUUUCUAACUCUCAUCGCGCACCUUGUAAUUGUUAUAAUCAUCUUCUGGUCCAGAGAGAACAGUGUCAAAGCUUGUCUACCACUAGACUACACGAAUGAAGAAUACAGAUCAGAGGACACGCGGCUUGUGGUUGCAUUAUCUGUGACUCUUGGCCUGUUUGCUGUAGAACUGAUCGGGUUUCUAUCUGGCAUCUCUAUGUUUAACAACAAUCAAGCCCUUCUGUCCAUUGGAUGUCAUGCUAGUGGGUCUGUGGCUCUGCUCUUCUUUAUGUUUGAGCAAUGGACCUGCAGCAUUUAUUGGUGGAUCUUUGGUUUCUGUAGUGUGAUUCCGGCACUGUAUGAAAUAAUACUUUUCAUAGUAGUAUGCGGAUUAAAGAAGAAGCCUCUGUAAGUGUUUCUGCCCUCUCCUCCGCUGGAUUUGGUGCACAGGAGGCCAAAUGUUGUCUUGCCAUGGCUGCAAUAUAAAACCUAAAAGUAGAAUAACAUUCACUGGCACAAUAAAACAGUGUUCCUCUUCUGAAAAUAGCUUACUGUUUUAUAGUCUUUUUGAUGUUUUUUGUAGUUCUACAUUUAGUUUUAGAUGUAGUGUUUAAGAAUACUUUUGUAAUACUAUUUGUUGUAUUUAUUUUGAAUUUAUUAAACUUUUUUGUAUUUUGUCA